AUGCAAUUUCUCCCACCUCAUUUAUCAAAUGAAAUCAUUAUCAACAUUCAAACAGUUGAUGUUUUGAAAAGAGUUUAUCUAUCUAACAAAGAUUACAUUCAAAUAGACAAAAUGUUUAACUCUGCAUGGAAAAAAUUCGUAAAUAAUAAAUUCUUACAUGGAAAAGCUAGCGAUGAUAUGCUUUCUGACGGACAAAACUGGUACGACUAUUAUUGCAUGCUUGAAAAAAAGAAAGAAGAAGAAUUGGAACAAACUCGUGCAAGACCCGUGGAAAAAGUCAAAAAAGAAAGUAAAAUUGUGGAUGGAACAGCUCGUGCACAUGGGCAUUACGUUUCGUCCAAAAGUACUACAAUUACAGAGAAAAAUCCACAUCUUCGUGAAUUGUAUAGGAAAAUGCAAAAAUACAACAUAAAGUAA
Messenger RNA from Trichomonas vaginalis G3, 417 nucleotides. Its product is annotated as RNA polymerase II transcription factor SIII (Elongin) subunit A family. The record is from RefSeq and is a predicted model, not a curated record. The transcript has a single exon. Gene Ontology annotation, cellular component: nucleus; elongin complex. Gene Ontology annotation, biological process: transcription elongation by RNA polymerase II. The coding region runs from base 1 to 417 and encodes 138 amino acids. NCBI's taxonomy places the organism in Eukaryota, Parabasalia, Trichomonadida, Trichomonadidae.